AUGCCCGCCGUCCGAGCUGCCGUCCGCGCCAGCCGCGCCCUCACCACCAGCGCUGCGACCCGGUCCUUCUCCGCCACUGCCACCCAGAAGGCCAGCCACGGCCCCCAGUACGACCCCCCGAGCGGCUGGCUGUUUGGCGUCAAGCCCGGCGAGAAGUACCAGAAGGAGGGCUGGGAGACGCCCUUCUUCUACGGCUUCUGCGGCUCCCUGGUGCUUGCGGCCAUUGCGUACGGUUUCAAACCCGAUACUUCGAUACAAACCUGGGCUCUCGAGGAGGCCCGCAGGAGAUUAGAAGCCGAAGGUAUCCUGGAGGACCCGGAGAAGAAGUAA
This is a messenger RNA of Neoarthrinium moseri, 330 nucleotides long. RefSeq lists its product as uncharacterized. Lineage: Eukaryota; Fungi; Ascomycota; Sordariomycetes; Amphisphaeriales; Apiosporaceae. Bases 1 to 330 code for a protein of 109 amino acids. The record is from RefSeq and is a predicted model, not a curated record. The transcript has 2 exons.